UAUGUGCCAGCACCGGCAGGUAUGUAAGUAGUUUCGUACCGUACUUCAGUAAAAAACAGUACGGUAAUUUUCUCCAUGUUUCUUCAAGGCGCACAUCCAACGAUCCCCAAAAUCGUCCUACUUACAUCCCACUGGCGAAUGAAAGUUCAACGUUUCAACGGUUUGUGGGCUUAUGACAUACUUAAAUCUAAGUUCUAAAUGUGGCACAAUCGUGAUUGCGUCAAGCAUAUUAAUCAGUUUUACACAUACUGGCCGAUUCGAAGAAAGUUCCCCAGAGGUGCUUCAUCGAUCGCUCAUUCACAAAAUAAAAUUCUACUAUCGAUCGCUCCCUCCAGAAAAUUUGCGUUGCCGACCAACACUUUUUACACCUCUUGUCAACGUCUUUCUUCCAUCAUAACUCAAUACAGCGUUCUUUGAAAUAGCUAGUUAGUUCACAUCCUACCCACUUUGUGAACGAGAUCUUUCAACUAAAGAUAUACUCGGGAAAUGAAGUUCAUUUUAACCACGGCUUUCCUUGCCUCUUUGGCGCUCGGACAGAACAACCAUGCCUCCAACAAAGAUGCGGAGGAUUUUGCUUACUGGAGAGAUUUAGUCGACGCUGUUGACAGUAUGCCACCGACAUCAGCCCCGACGAAGUCCCCCGUCACCCCCACAGAUGCACCAGUUACACCUACGGAUACCCCGGUUGCUGCUGUUACUGAUGCACCUACGGAUGCACCUGUCACCCCAACGGAUGCACCUGUUGCUCCCACGGAUGCACCGGUUGCUCCCACGGAUACGCCAGUUGCUGUUGUUACGGAUGCACCGGUUGCUCCCACGGAUACGCCAGUUGCUGUUGUUACGGAUGCACCGGUUGCACCCACCGAAGCACCUGUCACUUCAACGGUAGCUCCAACGGUAGCUCCAACGAUAGCUCCAUCCGUAUCUUGCAAAACUAUUGGUAAGUAUUGAGCGAGGAAUAUUGGUGCACCUCUUAGAAUUAAAUAAUUUUGUUUUGUUACCGUUCUCAUUCAUUCAAAUCUUUGCUUUGAACUUCACAGCUGAGGUUAUCACCACCACACCUGAAUUUGCAACGCUUACAACAUUGGUGGAAGGAGCUGGAAUUUUGGAUAAUUUUGAACAAGGCACUUUAACUUUAUUUGCUCCGACGAACGAUGCAAUCGCAGCGUUACCCUCAGAAUUAGUUGACACCAUUCUUGAAGACAAAGAACUUCUCGAAUUAGUCCUUUUGGGACAUGUUGUUCGAAGGCAACAAAUUAUGGUUGAAAAUCUUGAGUGUGAAGGUGGGCCGAUUUCUUCGUUGACAAUGGCAAAUGGUGCUGAGACUACAAUCACGUGCGGCAUGUCACUUGAUCCUGAAGGUAACGAAGUCAUCGAUACAUUCAUCGAGGAUAAUGGAGUUCCUGGGAAAAUUGUUGGACCAGAUGGUAUGGCAUGUAAUGGUGUAAUCCAAGCAAUUGAUGCGGUAAUUAUUCCGGACAUUCAAACAACUGAAGCCCCGGUUGCGCCAAUUCCAAAACCUACUCCUGCUCCAGUUACUCUUCCAACUAUUGCACCAAUUGCCCCAACCAUUGCACCAGUUGCCCCAACUGACGCUCCAGUAUCUGGUACGCAAGCCAAACUUUCUACGUUCGCCCUUAGUAAUGGAGCUGAAUUCGAAGACACCACAAGUUACCAGUACAAGGCCCUCAAACAAACGGAAUCUCAAAUUGGUGUUGAUUCUUUCACAGAUGCGAAGCUUGUACAGUAUUACGCACUAUACUGUAUCUUUUUUGCGACAAAUGGGGUGCCUAAUGUGAUUACAGAUGCUGAUCCUCGUUUUGAAGGUAUUCCUUUCCCGAAUUGGUUGAUUACAACCGGAUGGGAAGCAACAGACAUAGACCCCUGUGAUUGGUAUGGUAUUAUCUGCGACGCCGAAUCGAGAGUUAGUAUCAUCGAUUUGUUUGAGAACUUGUUAACUGGAUCUUUUCCACCGGAGGUAGUACUUUUAUCUCUAGAUGGUCCUUUCUCGACUGGAGCAGGAAAUUUGUUCCGCAUCGAUCUUUUCAGAAAUGAAUUCCUUUACAACAAUGCCGAUAGUUCAUGGAUGACAGAUCUGGGUUCCAAUAUGAGUAAGUGUGGUCACGAACAAUUCAGAUACUCAAGAAACCUCAAUUGUUUAUGUACAGUGAAUCUAACACAAUCGAGUCAUUUACAAUCAAAUUCUCGAUUAAAUUUUUCAGCUACCAUCAUCGCCGAGGAGACCGCCUUCAGUGGUGAUAUUCCCCGUCUUCCAGAGAAUCUUGUCAACUUUGACAUUUCAUUCUCAUACUUUACAGGAGGCCUCAUCGAUACCAAUUUCGAAAGCCUCCAAGAGCUGGCAUUUAUUGAUCUUGAUGGAAAUGCAUUCAACAGCACUAUUCCAGCUGUUUUCGGUAGACUCCCCAGUCUUGAAUUCUU
Molecule: messenger RNA, 2439 nt
Organism: Pseudo-nitzschia multistriata
Lineage: Eukaryota; Bacillariophyta; Bacillariophyceae; Bacillariales; Bacillariaceae
Source: the annotation of a GenBank genome assembly